AUGGCGUCCGGGUUCUCGCCGGCACCGCGCAAAGAGGGAACAUGGACUAAAUUGGUUAUUUUUGCGGCUAUAUACUGCCUGAUCCUGGAAUCGAUUCUUCAGAUGGUAAUGGUGCUUUAUCUCUACGGCAAUGCAACGGUUGAUUCAAAGAUGACUACAAGCCUGAUAUUGGCUUUGGUCUCGUCGAUUCUUUCGAUCCCAUUGAUCUCGCUCCAGAGCCUGGUUGCAUGGCAAUACAACAACAUCGGGGGAUUUGGAGAACAGAAAACAGUUCUACAUAAUGUUUGCACCUACGUUCUGAGAUUGGACCUUAUGAUGUGGCUCGCAGCCAGUGUCUCUGGUCUGAUAGUCGCCGCUCAACAAGUGUACUGUCUACCUGAAGGAACACACGCUACAUUCUGGCGGGUAGGUGCCAGCUGUGCAUUUCAUCGAGCUACAGUUAUUGUCUCUGUCGUAUCAUUAGUCACAGUGUGCACCAUGUAUUGCGCGAGGGAACUAUGCGAUCGACCCUACGACGUUUCAAUUAUUGGAAUCUACCGACGCCAACUGUCAGUUAAAAACGGCAGCAUCCUCUCUGGUAAUAGCUGGGAUAGUGACGAAACCCUCAGAAACGAGAUUCUGAAUCUUUGUCGCCAACACGAUGGAAAAGCCGGGGGAGAGCCAUGGUCUGUGGAUCCGCUGGCCAACAAAGUCAGAUGUCAUCCUAGUAUCCGACACGCAGCUCCUGUCCGUCUGCGGCCACAGCUCCGAGUCAACACUGACCCUGGCUCAGAAUAUGGUGACAUUACUUCGGGUACGACUGUAUCGCCAGAUGAUACCUUGCGUACCUCUCCAGGCGCACAAACACUGAACAGUGAUUUCUUCCCUAUCUCGCGGACAUCCACAGUCAUGACAUCCCAGACUACCAGCGAAUCACGGAAUCUUCUCUUGGACUUCCAUGUGCCUAAAGUACCAAACAUCCCAAAGCAGUUUACAAAUCAUAGAAGGGGAAAAUCAUCUCUGUCCUCCUUGAAGCGCUUCUUCCCAAAGACCUUCGGGAUUUCAAUUCCCUUGUCAUCAGAUCCUCAGAUCCGAGCCUUGGCAGAUCCAGACGCUGCAUCGGAUGUCGAGAAGCAAGUUGUGACACCGUCAACCAGAAGUGAUCAUCCAGAGGCUCCUCCAUCCAGCGAAGUCACACAGUUGGCCAACGACAUCAGCAAAUCACCAACCACAAAACCAGAAGGCCACACUCGAACAAUGACAAUGAACUCCGCCGACGCCCCGGAAGUGGUAGUUCAAAAGCCCGAGCCUGUCAAAGUUCGUCGCUCUCAAACAGCCACAGCAAGCUUCGCACCAAACCAAAUCUCCAUUCACCAUCCCCACCACCCAAACUAUACCCCACCACCAAUGCCAUCCCAAACAAAUAUCCGGAAAUACUCCCAAUCCUGCAGACAAAAUUCCGCCUUCCAUCCCCUCCAUGUCGACCCCGUCAGACGCAGCGGCUCUCGCAAGACAAAUGGCAUGCAUCAUCCCCAUCCUGUCCGCAGCACAACCUACCAAUUCGAUCAGCCCCUUCCCCGCCACACCCAAAGCCAGUACCACCCCCAAUUUAUUGCACCACCAGCUCGCUGGGCUAGCCUCCAUACUUUUGACCCCAAUCGCAUGAUGGCCGUCCCGCGCAGGAAUGACGUCGAGGUUAUUUACCCCAGUACUCGCCGGCCGCGAAGCAGUACACAUGGUGGAGCGAGUGCGCCAUUGAGUUGUAUCCUUGAGUCGAGUUCUACGCCACGUGUUUCGGUUGAUGAUAUGCGGAUGGCUGCUAAGAAGUCUGAGCAGUCACGGAAUGUGAUUGAUGGGAUGACCUAUAGGGGUGCUAAUCGGACUAGUUUGAGCUUUUACUAG
This is a messenger RNA of Penicillium longicatenatum, 1881 nucleotides long. RefSeq lists its product as uncharacterized. The record is from RefSeq and is a predicted model, not a curated record. Bases 1 to 1881 code for a protein of 626 amino acids. The transcript has 3 exons. Lineage: Eukaryota; Fungi; Ascomycota; Eurotiomycetes; Eurotiales; Aspergillaceae.